Molecule: messenger RNA, 891 nt
Organism: Aspergillus lentulus
Lineage: Eukaryota; Fungi; Ascomycota; Eurotiomycetes; Eurotiales; Aspergillaceae
Source: RefSeq, a predicted model, not a curated record
AUGGACACCAUCUCCCCCGCCCCCAGCGGCAGCGACAGCGACACAGAGAGCGUAACCAGCAUCCCACCACGCCAAACCCACCCCAAACAUUUGAAAGAACAAUCAGUGUUUCCUCUCGCCCGCCCACCCCCAAAACCCACCCAACGCCUCCGCCUCACCCCCAAACUCCUCCUCCAGAUCCAACACCUCUCCCCGAAAUCCACCCGGCCUCUCCCCGUCCUCGAAGUCUGGCAACCUUCGCGCUUUGCGGCCCGGCCGUGCGCGACUCUUCCCAAGCUUCAUGCGGGGGAUAUGUAUGUUACCCAGAGCGAGGCAUACGCUUCGUUAUCUGGUGAUGACCACGACCGUAAUUUAACCUCGGACUCAGAUGCAAACCAAGAGGUCGCCGGGGUGAUCUACCACCCACCCGCACAGAAAGCAAAAGCGAAAAAGGAGGAGCCGGAGCCGGGGCAGGCGGAGGCGGAGGUGCAUUUCCCGCUGACAGGGCGCACGUGGACCGCGCGUGUGACAGCCACUGGUGGAUAUCGGUUUCAGGGACGGGAUGGGGCCGCAGAGUACGUGCUGGAGUGGAAGAGGCGGGGGGAGGAAAAACGAAGUACGUCGUUCUCUUCGUCGUCGACGGAUCCGGCGCCGGGGGCCGGAGGGGACAGCAGAUUCGUGCUGGGCAUUGUGGAUAUGAAGACGCGGCGGGGGGCGCGGGUUGCGUCGCUAACGAAAAAGGGAUUUGAGGUUGGGUGUUGGGAACGGCUGCCGCUUGAGGGGCUUCGGGAGUGUGUGGGCUCGUCUAUGGAUGAGUCUGGACUAUCGGAGGGGCAGUUCAGGACUGCAGUCUAUACAAUGGUUCUAACGACGGGGGUCUGGGUUGCGGCGCAGGAGGGGUGGCUGAAUUGA